Acanthosepion pharaonis is the source of this 717-nucleotide messenger RNA. Lineage: Eukaryota; Metazoa; Mollusca; Cephalopoda; Sepiida; Sepiidae. The record is from the annotation of a GenBank genome assembly.
AUGUUUCUUCUUCUUCCUUAUCGCUGUCUUCGUUGCAACAAAAAUAAUAUACUCCAUCGGAUGUGCCGUCCGGGUCUACCGCCCCGUCGUUGCACGGACGUAAAUACUGUUGAUAUAAAACUACAAAAGGCAAGAAAAUUUUUAAAAAAUCUUGCCUUACCUAGAGUAUUAUCUCCUUGUUUUGUAAGUAAGGCAUUUCAUCUAAGCACUCCAAUUAAAAUUCUGGACAAAGACCAUCCAUUAAAGAAAUUUACAACAAUAGACAAAAAAGAAGAAACCUUUCAGCAAGACAUUGAUGAACCAGUAGAUGUAAAAUCUUUGGUCUUUCCUACUUUGGAGACAUACAAAACAUUGUAUGAAGGAGUGCCUUAUACUGAUUUGCACAUUGCUUGUAUAAAAGCCACAAGGAACAACACUUUGGUCACAGUCACUGACCACAAAGGUAAAACUGUUGUGAUUAAAACUGCGGGGUCUGAGGGAUUCCGUAAUGCCCGCAAAGGAACCAACAUUGCUGGCCAGGCAGCAGGGAUUGCUGCUGGAGAGAAAGCUGUUAAUCAUGGAAUAAAAUAUAUUCGAGUUUGUGUCCAAGGUAUUGGUCCUGGAAGAUUGCCAUCUAUCAAAGGUCUCCAGAUGGCGGGUUUGCAGAUUGUUUCUCUCACAGAUACAACACCUAUUACAUUUAAUACAGAUCGACCAAGAAAACAACGAAGACUUUAA